GGGCAGGCCAGGGUUGAGACAGCUCGGCUGUCUCCACAGCCUGGGGUCAGGGAGGCCUGGAGGAAGUCUAGUUCAGCUGAAUCCUCCCGAGACCAGCAUGGCAGGGGCAGUGUAAGGUUACACAGAAACUUCGAGCCUCUCGGAAGAUCUGGACUUUAUUCUGAGGGCAGCGGUUCUGAACUGGGAGGGGCAGCGGCAGAGGUGGCUUUUGCUUGCCUCACGGGCACCUGGCUGGGGACCUCCUUGGGAAGGUCACUGCUGUUGUCCAGGUGCGCGUUGGUGGUGGCACCCCCAGUGGGGGACCGUGGCGCUGGGAAAAGGGUGGGACUUGAGAGGUGUCAGGGCGUGGGAUAGACAGGCCUUGGUUAAUAGUUGCGCAGGGUCAGCGAGAGGGAGGAUUUAGGGUGGUUCCUGGGUUUCUGGUGUGGGCGGCUGGGUAGAUGGUUCCGUCACCGACGGGGCCCAGAAGGGGGAAAGCUGGUAGUGCUCGAAGUUGUCCAAGCGUCCUGGGUGCCUGGCUCAGGUCACAGGUUAUCAGCUCAGGUUGUUGGAACAACUGUUUGAGCGUGUUCUUUGCGCCCUGUCUUGCAGCAGAAGGUCCCAGGUGUGAUGGCAACCAACUCUAAAGCCCAGGUCCCCGCCUUCUCUGCGGCCUGGCCUGGAUCCCUGUGAGUCUGAUUCUCUCUAUCCCUUACCCCUGCCAGCACUCAGGCCUCGCACAGGCACAGAUGUACCCACCACCUGCUGCCCUGUACACGUGGGGACGUGCCCACAGGAGACCUCGCACUCCUACUGCCUAGGAACACAGGUCCCCACCCUGGGCAUGGGCGGCCCCCAUGGGUGCUCCCCUACCCCCACCCCCCAGAGUGCAGCACAUGGGACAGUCUCUCCAGCUGUAGCUUGAUUCUGUCGCCCACCCUGCCUGUGCUAGAGAAAGCCCCACGAGGACAGAGGAGGGGUGGGGCGUGCCCUGUUCUCCCUUCCCCCACACUCAGGCCUUCUGGGCUGGAGAUGGAGCUGAGGCUCCAAACUGAAGUGGCCCUUUGUACAUUGUCCCUGGAGGAUGGGCGAGCUUGGUGGGAGGGGCUGGCACCGCCCGGGCUGCCUGAGCAGGACGGCGCUGAUCUCAGCAGGGCUGGGGAGGAGGGGCGGGGGGCUUUCUCUGGAGCAGUGGAGAGCACCCUGCUAGGUGUGGGUGUGCACUGGCGGGCCUGCUGCCCCAGGCAUCCCCCAAACCAGAUGAUACUUGCCACCGGGAGUCUAGCAUCGCUUCUCCUGCACGUUCCGUCCUCAUUCAACGGCUGUUUAUGGAGCUCCUGCCCCGGGCCAGGCUUUGUCUUAGGGGGUGGGGAGCAGCGGGGAGCCGCGGUGACCGAUGACUGGGGCCCAUGGUGACCCUGCUCUCUUGUUGUUGACAUUCCAAGCCAGCAGGGUGUGGGUGGGGGAGACAGACCACGAACACGUAAACAAGGAGACAGAUGGCUUCCGCAGUGAAGACCGUAGUGGAGCAGAUGACCUGGGAGGGGACAGGCCCUUUAGCUGGCUGGUCAGGAAGGCCCCUCUGAGCAGGCAGCCGGCAUGUGGAGAUCGGAGGGAAGGGCAUUCCAGGUGGAGGGAACAGCCAGUGUGAGGACCCUGAGGCAGGUGAGCCUGGGGUGUGGAAGGGACGGGAAGGCAGAGACUAUGGCUGGACCCAAGGGAACAAUGGAGACGAGGUCGGUAAAGACGCAGGGACCGGAUGGCCAGAGCCUGUGGGUGCACAAAGGCGUUUGAAUUUUAUUCUGAGUGUGAUGAGGGGUUUGCGCAGAGGGACGUGGCCUGAUGGGGAUGUGCAGUGACAGAGCUUGUGGGACUCAGUGCCAAAUGAAAAUGUAGGGUCCCCUGUCCAAAAAUUAAGAAUUUCAAGACAGGAAAAAAAGGGGGGGGGGCGGGUGAGGGGCAGUGAGGAGGAGUAGAGGCAUUUUGGAGGGAGGUGCCAACAGGCCUGGCAACACCCCAGCCGGGCCAGCCAGGCAUGUGGAGAGGCUGUGUGGACAGCGGGCACGAACGUCGGGCUAGGAAUGCGGAAAAUUGGUCUCUGUCAAGGCUCUUUGGGUGUUACCCCAUUUAAUCCUCAUGGAGUAAGGGGCUGGGACCAUCCCACAUUGCAGUCGGGGGCUCCGAGGUCCAGGGAUAUUAAGUGAGCUGCCCAGGAUCACACAGGGGGUCGAGAAGACGCAGCGGCCGGAUUUGAAUGCCGUGCCCCUGGAGUCCGGAUUCCAGGGAGCGGCUGCCCCAUUGCUCUGUCAUCGAGUGUUCUGUGUCCUGAGAGAUGGGGCGGGGGCCCAGGGGGGCUGCACCCCACACCACGGCAGGCCCAGGAAUGAACUCCCCGCUCUCGUGGAGGCAGAAGGUGCUCGGCCCCGACCUGACUGGCCUUGUUCUUCCUCACCGUGAGCCUGGGAGUUGUGGGUGUUGUGAUUUCCAUUCCACAGAUGUGGAGACGGAGGCAAGGCAAGGCUGGUCUCAGCCCCUGAGCGGGUCUGCUCUGGCUGCCCUCUCGUCCUGACGGGCCAAGGUGGGCCAUUUGGGUCCGGAAGGCCGAGUGGCUGGGCGGUGGACCAGGAGCUGCAAGCCCGAGGCUGAUGCGGGCUCCUGAGCAGGCUGGGGUUGAGGCGACCCCCGUAGCACCCCCUCUCUGGGAGGCGAGGGCUAAGGAGGACCAUGGAGAGGCCAUUCCUGACACAGGGAACUGGUACCUUGCCAGGGAUGGACUUGGACCUGGAGCCAGGCUGUACAGUAGCUGUAUGGGGGUGUUCUCUGAGCCCUCUGAUUUCUCAUCCGUGGCCAGCCUCUGCUCCCACCCCCACAGGGUGGAGCGCUGGGCUCCCAUGCAGGCAAACGGUCCAGGUUCUCUGAUAAGCAGAACUGGAUUCAGAGUUGGGUCCAGGUCCCCCAGCGGCUCUCCCCACCCCCCAGCCCCCUCUUUGUUGGAGACGCUGGGUCCCAGCCGUGGAGCGAGGUUGCUUCCGGCCCCUCCUGCAGGUACCUCCACGUCCCAUCCUUGUCCCACCGGAUGUGCUCGACAGCCUCUUGUGAGUCAGGCCACAGUUCACGGUGACCUUCUGGCCAGAGAGGGAGCAGGGCGAGACUCCAAGAGGACUUGGGCUCGCGGCUUCCUGAGCGCCGGGCACCGACAGGCCCCCCACCUGUGAGAUGGAAACCACGGCACCCCCACCUCCGCAGCUUCUGGCUCUGGGGAGGGGCUCCCGCAGGGCGCGGCUGCCUCCCCCAGCCACUUGGUUACCUGUUUGUACCUCGUAGAUGAGGAGACUGAGGCCCAGGGAGGUGAGGCCACCCUGCUGGGAAGAGGUGGAGCCAGGAAACCAGCCCCGGUGAAGGGCAGAGCUGGGGCCAGGCCAGGCCAGGGUCGGCUUACCACGCAGCCACCUAACGGCCUCCUGCGCUCGGCCUGGGGGUUGGGGGACAGCCUCCAGGGAGGAAACAGCUGCUGUCAAGCCAUGCGGGCCGGGCACGGGGUCAGGAAGCACAGCGCAGCCGCCGGGAUGGGACACAGCCGCGCCCUGUGACGGGCCACCCCGGGACCCGAGGCAGGUGAGGAUCAAAGCAGCUGAAACAGUGCACCUGCCGGAGGGCGGCUCUGGGAUGGACCUCAGCUGCCGUAAGGAUGAUGGAGUAGGGCCAGCUCACACAGCUGCCCUGAAGACGGGGGUGAGGACGGAGGUGCCAUCUCCUGGGAGGAAUGUUCCGGGCCCACUGCUCUCCAGCCCUGCCUGGCCCUGCCCAGCCAGAGGGUACAGCUGUGUUGACCUCAAUAAAGAGGUAAACUGAGGCAAGCUCACAGAGAUUGAAAAAUGUUCACAGCUGCCUUGGGAUUGCUGACCCAAGAGGGUGCUGACCAAGAUGGGAUGCGCAGGCUUCUGCCGAAGGAGGCCCUGAAGCGUGGAGCGUGUCCUUGCCACCCGUCGAGGCCUCACACGCCCCUCACCAGACGGGGGACCCCUGCUUUGCAGCUACUGCGCUGGGGUUCCCGACACCAGGGGUUUCUUGGCCCAGUGCCUGGGCCGCUGUCCCCACUCUGCACGGCAGCUCCUUCUCGACCUUGGGUCUCGGCUAAAGCGUCCCCUCCUCAGGAGGCCUUCCCUGACGCCUGGCAUCCUCUGUUGGCUGGUUUUCUCAUCUGUCCUCUGUCCCUCCGCUGGACCAAGCUCUGUGGGGACCUCAUCCCCCCACCUGGCUCCUGCUGCACCCCCAGCUCCACGCCUGGGACCCGUCUGCUGUCUCCACCCAGCCCAGGACAGGGCAGAAGCACUGGCCACCUGAGUGCCGUCCUUACAUCCCCCCAAGGCCCUCUCACAGGCCCUGGGUGCCUUCCCUCCACCCUGGCCCAACCCCCACAGGGGCACAGUGGCUCUCACUGAAGGGGACACCGCCAGAGCCCUGUGCCUGAAAUCCCGCCCUCGUGCUCUUCCCUCUGGCUUGUCCCAAACACUCACGCGUGUCCGACUGUCUGGGCCCUGGGCUGGGUGUGGGGAGCACGGGCCCCCCCUGACUCGGAGAACUCACAGUGUGGGAGUGGAGGUGGGUGAGCCAGGGGACGAGCCCAGGUGCUCCUGAGGUUGCUGUGACAGGGCAGAAGCGGGGGUUGGAGGAGACGGUUGGAGCCCGGUCACAUGGAGGGGGUGUUUAGGGUGAGGAUCAGGGCUGGGGCAUCCUGGGGGGUGCCGGGUUUGGGAACGCCACUGUUCUCAGCGCCCACAGAGCCCUUUCUGUGGGAUGUUUGGAUGUCUCUGCAUCUAGCUCCUCUCCUCGUGCCCCAAGCCACCCAGGAGUCCCUGCUUCAGAGGCCUUGGUCUCCCUCCGCCUGUGACAGACGUUCACCAUGUGCCCGUCACCAGGUGUUGUGUCACACACAGCUCCCGUUCCAGUCACUUGAGAUACACAGACGCCUCACCACAGCCCUGUGAGGCAGACACCAUUAUAGCCCCAUUUCACUGAUGAGGAAGCUGAGGCCCAGGGAAACGGCGAAGCCCUGUCAUGUGGCUGCAGGGUCUAGACACUGCCUCAGGCGGCCUCUGUGGAGACCCAGGCCUGGGCCCCUCCCCCAGGCCAGGGGCCGCGUGUGUCCCGGCCUCGCGCUGACUACCCGCACCUGCUUCUCCUCCACGGCUCUGCCCCUGCUCUUCCUCCUUCCCCAGCUUUCCCCUGGUCCUGCCUUCAGCCCCACUCUUGGUCCCAGGAUGUCUGGCCCCUACCCCUCGCAGGGCUGCGUCCCUCCCUCCCUCAGUCACCUAGUACUUGGCAGGUAGCUCACCACCGCCCCUGCCCCACGACCCCGGGCUGCCCUCGCCCGGGUGCCACAGCUGUCCUGCUGUACGUCCUGCCCCCCUCAGCUUGUUCACUGCUCCCGCAGGGCUGGCGCAGUAGACCUGGCUCCCUGCCUCCUUUUCCCACAGUCCAUCUAAACCGGGGCCGUCCAGUAGUGCAGUAGCCACAGCACAUGUGGCUAUCAAAGCUAAAAAUUAAAUUAAAUUAUUAAUUAGUUGCUCAGUCUCCCCUGUUAAUUUCAAGCACUCAGUAGCCACACGUGGCUAGUGGCUGGUGUGCUGGACAGCCCAGGCCUAGACGUUUCCACCAUCACAAUGUAUGCUGUUGAACAGCUCUGGAAGCAAACAGGUUGAUCACCCUGAGGCAGAGGCUGACGGGGUCGCUCCACUCAGAGCCUUCGGUGGCCCAGGGCUGAGGCCAGUGUCAUCUCCCCCACUCCCUUUAAGGGGAGGCUGUGUGGGUCUCAGACCCUGGAGAGCACUGGGUUUGCACAGGUGAGCAGAGGAAUGUUCUACAAGUUGCUUUACCCUCUGAGCCUCAGUUUCCUCAUCUCUAAAAUGGGGACAAUAACUCCCACCUCUGAAGAUGGUUGUGAGGGUCAAGUUUAAGUAAAACUCCCAGCUGACAGCUGGCACAGAUUUAAACAUGAGCUGAGUGGUGACCAUUGUGUUAACAUGAAUAAGGCACGGCGGAGACAGCUCUCAAGGCAGGGGUCACAACAGCUGUGAACCUCGGUGCUGGACCGUGAGAGCCACUGCAGGCUUCUGAACACAAGCACCCCAUUGGCUGGUGCCCGAGGAUGACUAAUCUGUUUAGCCUCCGGUGCUGUCCAGAAGGGCAUUCUGGGAUGAUGGAAAUGUUCUGUGUCUUCACCCACUAUGGGCUUCUGGGGACCAGAAGCUGAUGUCCUGGGUGGGCCAGUGACCGGUGGGAAGCGAGGAAGAGGCCCCAGGGAGCCAAGGGCGGGUCCCCGCCUUGGGGACCAGCUUUCCCAGGCACAUGCUAGCCACUCCAUGGGAAAGUCCUCAGGCAGCUGGCGGGGCUGGGAUCAGGCAGAGUGGGGAGGGGUUUGGAAGAAGGAGAGAGGGCCAGGGUGCACAGGGGCUGGUUGUGGAGUAGCGGGGAGGGGGCGGGCUUCGCCAUGGAAAGGGCGCCUCAGACUGGGCAUUGGACUCAGCCUUCAGCCAGGCCCCCACCCUGGAGCCGAGCCAGCAGAGAGAGUGGGGCCGAGACCCUUGUGCCCAGGGAAGUGGCUGCAUGCCCAGUCUGGCUCGUCCAAGAAAUGGUCCCAGUGUAGGUCUGCCUCACCCUCAGGGCCUUGGUUUCCUUAUCUGUGGAUGGAAAAAGCAACAGCUGCUACCCCCACCCCCACCCCAUGGUACAGGUUUUGCCAGGACAUUCUGGUCGCCUGGGCAGAUGAUGUCCUAGGCUGGGGCUGGCCCCUUGAGCCGAUUCCCUCUCUCCGGGGAAUGCCAGGUGAGCAGAAUGCCUGGGGACUGAGGGUCAUGGUACACCAGACCCUCCCUCGGCCAAGCAAUUCAUGCUUAGCCUGGGAAAGGGCUCCCAAGUCUGCAGCCCCACUGGGCUCCAGGUCUACCUGUUGGCAGGUGCAGGAUGUUUGGGGAGUCUCAGUUUCCAUCUGUUUCUUCCCCACAAGCCCUGCGUGGCUGAGUGAGUAGCUUAACCUCUCGAAGACUCCAUUUCCUCAUCUGCAAAAUGGAGACAUAUGUGCCUUCCUUCGGGGUUGGCCCCGAGAAUCUGCCCCUGGUUUCUCUCCAGCCCUUGCAUCCACAGUGCCUGGCGCAUGGCAGGUUCUUGGUAGAGGUUCACCAGCAGCCUGGAUAGUGUGCUGGUUGUAGAGUGAUCCCGGGAUGUAGGCUCGUUUCUUGUGGAGCCUGACCGAUGGAUAUGAACCAAAGGAAUGAAUAAAACAAGGAGAGAUGAAGGAGUAAACACAGCAUCAGCUGUUUCUCCCAUCUUGCCAGAACUCUGGAAUCUUUGAUAUACUGUAGCCACCUCCUCUGCCCGUCUCCCCGUGUGGGAUCAUGGAACCUCACGUUGGAAAGACCCUUAUUUAGUUCCAGUCAGGGAAUGGUGGUUGUCACCUUCUGAUCCCUGAGGCUCUGAUUGACUCUGCUUAAGCCCAAGGAAGAACCCAGAAAUGGUAGAGGAAGCUCCAGGGAGGCUGAAUUAGGCCAAUAGUAAGAAUUUCUAACAGCCCAAAUGGUCUGGAAUGGGUGGUACUAAGAAUUGGACAAGCAGAGGCCAGAUGGGCACUUGGCAAGGGCACUGGUCUAGGGUGAAGGUUUGGACAAUAUUCUCAUUCCAGGGUCGUUCAAACCUUGGGGGAGGAGUCUGGACCCUCCAUGGGGCUCCAGAUUCCCCAGUUCUGGCCUUGGUUCUGGCAGUCAGAUGAGUCACUGAGAGUGCCCUGCAGGGUGGUGGAGUAAGCAGCCUCCCAGUUGGCCCAGCCCUUUAACAAAGCUGGCCAGGGGCAAGGCCUGGCACACGGAGAUGGCAGAGCUCUUCAGUAACACGGGGCAGAACUGGGAUGGGGUGGAAGGCAGACUUCAGUUCAAAGUCAAGAUGCCCUUUGAAGCAGAUGGGAGGCGGUGAGGGUCCAUCUGAAGGUUCUCUUGGGUUGGGGGUUGUAGAUGGGCCAGUUCCUGCCAGGAGUGGAGACUGAGGGUGGGCUGUGCAACCUCCAAGAUUCCCCCCAUGGGUAUUUCAAGAGCACCCUGAGCACCUGUUAGGUGUCGGAUCUGUUCACUGCUGCCCCUUCUCCCAGUUGGAGGAAUUGAGAGCCCCUCAGCUCUUGCGGAGCUGAGGGCACCAGGGAUCACAGCUGUCACCAGGGUGUUGUGAGGCAGGCGGGGAAGGGGGCCAGAGGGUGACAGAUAGGGGAAGUGGCUCUUAGCACAGAAGCUGCUGAACCACAGAGGAGGCUGGCAGGCGCCAAGGUGAGGCCAGCCAAGGGCAUCCCAGGGCCAAGCUAGGACCCUGGUCAGCGCAUGUGAGCUCAGGACCACGGAGAGCUCCACGGGAGCCUCCCGUCACCCGGUGACCGCUGUCAGGGUGCGUCUGCACCCGGGAGGCCGCUGCCCAUUUGGCUAGUCCCAAAGUCACAGCCUGUGGCCUCCAGGGAGCACCUGUCUUCUCUGCCCAGGAGCUCUCAUUGGACUCAGCCUGAGCCCAGAACCCAGGUUAUGACUGGGUUGUGGGGUUUGGGCUCAUCUGCUCUGUCUCUCCCCUCAUAAGCUUAUCAAGCAGAGCCCAAGGAAAGAGGUCACAGGAGAAGGGAGAAGUGGGAAGAGGGAGGCAAGGAAGAAAAUCUGCCAAGCUGGAACCUUCUGCACAUGGCCAUGGCUGCAAGUCAGUACAGAAAAAAAGGAGGCCCAAGGUAGGCUGGUCCUGCCACCAUCCUGGGUCUGGGUCAGCCUCCUGCAUCCCUGAUUAUCUGGCUACCAGGAAGCACCCGGCCCAUCCCCCAUUACCUUCACGCAGGCGACCCAGGCCCUGGGGCUGGGUGCAACUCACAGAGUGUGUGCAUAUCUGUGUGGAGGCCUUUUCUAGGGAGGCUCCCAGAGAGCCUCACAGUUCUUCCCUCCUUUCCUUGGAGCUUCAGGAAGCAGGGCACUUGUUUCUGAGCUUAUCCCCUAUCAGGCUAGGUUCUUUCCAGGCUCCACUGGAGCCCCCCACUCUGCUCCUUGCUGCUCUAAAACAAGACAGCACCCACGAGGGCCCAGGCCCUGCCUGGGGCUCAGCUCCAAGCCUUUGCACCAGCUGCGCCUCCACCUGAAGGCUCUCUCUACUUACUCUCCUUCCAGGCGGGAGAAUAACACUAGCGAUAAGAAGAACUAAAGCUUUGGGCUCUUAUGUGCUAGGGCCUUUACAUGGAUUAUAUUGGACACUCAUUUUUUAGAUGACCCAAAGGAGGGCAGUUAUUCAGCUACCUGGGGCCACACAGAUAGGAAGUGGCAGAGCCAGGACUGGAGGUGGGCAGCCUGGUUCUAAGGUCUGUGUGCACGCAAGCGACAGUGAGGCUGUGGAGGCGGCUCUGGUCCAGCUUCCCGCUGUUACAGCUCCCAGCCUCCGGGGCUCAUGUCCAGCUCGGGAGACAGACAUCCGGGGAGAUGGGCUCAGCAUGGCAAGCGCUGGGAAAGGGACAGGGGCGGGGCUGUGGAUGGGUCUCUCCAAUUCAGUGUCCCGUUUGAAGUGGUCAGGGCAGCGCUUAGAGGGAGGACCCUGCAGAGACAGAGCUGCCUCCAGCCGCCACUCUGCCGUUUACUGUCUCCAUGGAGGCUGUUGAGGGGUGGCCUCUGCCCCAGUUCAGGUUGGUCCAUCCCGAAGGUCCUGGAGCCACCGAAUGUGACUCCUCGCUCACACUCACAUCCAGGUCACUGGCAAAUCCAGCAGAAUCUGACUGCUUCCUGCACCCCUGCCUUUCGCCCAGACAGUGCAGUGGCCUCCUCGCCACUCCCCCUGCUCUGCCCUCGAGGCGACAGUCCACUGUCCGCCGAGCAGCCCAAGUGAGCCUGUUCGGACUGGAGGCUCUGCUCAGAAUCCUCCCGUGAAAGCUGCGGCCCCAGGGCCUGGGUGAUCCGGCCCACCUCCCUCCGCUCUGCCCUCCUGUGUUUCCUCGCUCGCUGGUGGCAGAUGCUCUCAUCCUGGGCGCUGGCUGUGCUGCUCCCCAGAACCCUCGUCUUCUGACCUCACGCUUCUCGGUGAGGCCCACCCUGGCCACACGAUUACCACUGAACCUGGCCCCUCCUAUGCUUUACCCUGUUUUAUUUUUCUCCAGAGCACAACUCUUUCUAACAUACCACACGAUGUGCCUCAGUCCCUUGCCCCACUCACCCCUGUGCCCGCUUCACGGGGUCGGAGUUCUUUCUGUCGUCCUCGUCCCCUGUGCUCAGGGCCAGCACAAUGCCUGGCACCCAGCGGGCUCUCAAUAAGUAGUUGCUGAGUGAUUGGAGGAGACCGGUUGGGUCUCCCCCUGCAGGGGGUCUUGUGGGUCAAAUGCAGUGGUGGCUGUUCCAUCCACUGGGUUGUCUUCACUGGUCACUGGUGGACUGUCCGUGGACCCUUAUCAUCCCAGUUGGGUUGAACUUGGCAGAUGAAAGGGACCCAGGACAGCUCUACCACUGGAUGAAAUCCCAUUAUUGACCCCACAGAAUCGAGUCUGACCCUUACUAAUUGUGCGUCACUGAGCAAGUUAUACCAUCUCUCUGGCCUCAGUCUCCUCAUCUGUAGAAUGGGGAGGACAAAGGUACCUGCUGUGUGUUGGGGGGAUUCAGUGAGGUCACGCAUGUAACGUGCUCAGGACAGUAGCUGGCCUGUGGGGAUUGGCGCCCAUCAGCUUUAUCGUUACACCUGCUGGACAAAGCUUUAUAACAGAAAGGCCAGAGCUGGGGCCUCAUUUGGUUCCAUGGCUUUAGCCCACGGCCAGGCCAGCUGCUCCAGGGAGGGCUACGGUCUCAGCUGUGAGGAGGGAGAGGCUGGCUCGGGAACAGAACUUAUGGUCAGGUCCUGAUUCAGUCACCUCCUUGAUGUCCUUUGGGGAAAGUCUCAUCAUCUCUCUGAGUCUCAGUUUCCCCACCUGUAAAAAUGGGUCGAUCACAGUCCUCAGUCUCCCAGGGUGGGUGAGACUUACAUGAGACCCCGGGUGCCAAUGCUUAUUUGUUUAUUAGGUUUCUUAUCUAUAUGCCACUCAGUCUAAAAAAUGUGUUUGAAGCACUUAUCAAAAUACUUGACGAUAAGAUAAAAAGGGAUCGGGCCAAGAAGAAUAAGUUAGAAAAACACAGGCGGCUGUGUGUGAAGGUGCCUGUGAGGCACUGGCUUGCUCUGGGCCCACCACCGUGCACCUGUGAGACUCCUAGCGGCCCAAGCAAUGAGGGAGGCACACUCGGGUCCAUGAUUCUUGACAGCAAGCCAGGCUGGGCCUUAUCAAACAGCCUCACCCUGAAGGGCUCAGUGAUUAAGGGGGGGUUGCAGGCACUGGUGAGUCUGUCCUCCGAAGGGCACAGCUGGCCAAUUGUAACUAGAUCCUGAAAGCCAGCCUGACCAGGGAGCCAAGGGGCAGCUGGGUCAGUGUGACCUCAGCAGGGCCACAGGGCCCCUUUGCUCUAAGCAGGGCGUUCACUUGCCUCCCUGAGUUUCUCUUACCUUCCUAGGGCCUCUGUUCACUGCUGCCAGGGGAUCUAGUCUGAGCGGCAGCCCCGGCCUUGCCCUUUACAGCUCACGGCCAGUGCAGUCCAGCAGGGGCUGGGAUUGGGGUGCCCCGCAGAGACAGGUCCUAAGUGAGCAAAAGUAAUCCGCCAGAAGGAUCGGGGGUGUCUUGGCAGGUCUCAAAAGCCCUUGGGUGGGUCACUCUGGAGGCUUCUGCUGUGCUGACCUCAGUCUGCAGUGUCGCCUUGUGCCUGGUCCACCCCCAGCAAGAGCUCCUAUCCGCCUGCCUGUAUUAGGCCUCAGCUCUUUGCCCCUCCACUCGCCCUGAUGGCCUGGCCCGCCUGGUCUCACUUUGCCAGAGCAAGGCUGGAAUCCAUGGUGGGGACAGGAGCCUGGAAGACCCACUUCAAAAUGUUGCCAAGGAGCAGCCCUCCCUCCCACCUCCCCCAAAGCCAGCAGAGGUCAGGCCCCCACCCCCGAUUGUCCUGCCUCCUGUAGUCAGCUGUGUCGGACCCCACUGGCAGACUCCAGGGGAUCAGCAUUUAAACUGCAGGAGGGGGACAUCUGGGGCCUGAGAGCACAAGUACCACCCCUCAGCGGGAUCGGCGACUCGACUGCUCCUCACUAGUGUGCUCAGGACUCCUCAUCAAGGAUGAAGAUGAGACGCUACAAGCUCUUUCUCAUGUUCUGUAUGGCCGGCCUGUGCCUCAUCUCCUUCCUGCACUUCUUUAAGACCCUGUCCUAUGUCACCUUCCCCCGAGAACUGGCCUCCCUCAGCCCUAACCUGGUGUCCAGCUUCUUCUGGAACAAUGCCCCGGUCACGCCCCAGGCCAGCCCGGAGCCGGGUAGCCCUGACCUGCUGCGUACCCCGCUCUAUUCCCAUUCGCCCCUGCUCCAGCCUCUGUCACCAAGCAAGGCCACGGAGGAACUCCACCGGAUGGACUUUGUGCUGCCCGAGGACACCACCGAGUACUUCGUCCGCACCAAAGCCGGGGGCGUCUGCUUCAAGCCAGGUACCAAGAUGCUGGAGAAGCCGCCAUCCGGGCGGCCAGAGGAAAAGGCGGAGGCGGGCGAUGGCACAUCGGCGCGGGGCCCGGGCCGCCAGCUCUUAAGCACCCGGGAGCGGCCCGGGGGCCGCAGCGCGCGGCGCAAGUGGGUGGAGUGUGUGUGCCUCCCGGGCUGGCACGGACCGAGCUGCGGCGUGCCCACCGUGGUGCAGUACUCCAACCUGCCCACCAAGGAGCGCCUGGUGCCCCGGGAGGUGCCGCGGAGGGUCAUCAACGCCAUCAACAUCAACCACGAGUUCGACCUGCUGGACGUGCGCUUCCACGAGCUGGGCGACGUGGUGGACGCCUUCGUGGUGUGCGAGUCCAACUUCACCGCCUACGGGGAGCCGCGGCCGCUCAAGUUCCGCGAGAUGCUGACCAACGGCACCUUCGAGUACAUCCGGCACAAGGUGCUCUACGUCUUCCUGGACCACUUCCCGCUGGGCGGGCGGCAGGACGGCUGGAUCGCCGACGACUACCUGCGCACCUUCCUGACCCAGGACGGCGUGUCGAGGCUGCGCAACCUGCGGCCCGACGAUGUCUUCAUCAUCGACGACGCGGACGAGAUCCCCGCGCGCGACGGCGUGCUCUUCCUCAAGCUCUACGACGGCUGGACGGAGCCUUUUGCCUUCCAUAUGCGCAAGUCGCUGUACGGCUUCUUCUGGAAGCAGCCGGGCACCCUGGAGGUGGUGUCGGGCUGCACGGUGGACAUGCUGCAGACGGUGUAUGGGCUGGACGGCAUCCGCCUGCGCCGCCGCCAGUACUACACCAUGCCCAACUUCCGCCAGUACGAGAACCGCACGGGCCACAUCCUGGUGCAGUGGUCACUGGGCAGCCCCCUGCACUUCGCCGGCUGGCACUGCUCCUGGUGCUUCACGCCCGAGGGCAUCUACUUUAAGCUGGUGUCCGCCCAGAACGGCGACUUCCCCCGCUGGGGUGACUACGAGGACAAGCGGGACCUCAAUUACAUCCGGAGCUUGAUCCGCACCGGAGGCUGGUUCGACGGCACGCAGCAGGAGUACCCGCCGGCCGACCCCAGCGAGCACAUGUAUGCCCCUAAGUACCUACUCAAGAACUACGACCGGUUCCGCUACCUGCUGGACAACCCCUACCAGGAGCCCAAGAGCACAGCGGCCGGUGGGCGGAGGAACCAGGGUCCCGAGGGAAGGCCACCUGCCAGGGGCAAAUUGGACGUGGUUGAAGGCUAAGGCUGCAUGAUCUUCUAGGGCCAGUGGCGCGGGGGGUGGGUGGGGGGGUGGGCAGCUGCCCCUCUGUGAUCUUCCUGCCUCCUCUGCCCUCUGGGUGGUUCUUAUGAGGACCAGGAGUGGAGGGAUGGGGGGAGUCUUUCCUACUCAAGCCUUUGUGAAUCCAGGGUCAGGGCUGUGAGCUCAGAAAAUAUCCUUCCUUGUCAGGGGAGGAGAGCAGGCCCUUCUGCCCCCCAAAGAGUGCUGCAGCCAGGAGGAGCCAGCGGAGAGUUGCUGGGGAGCAGGGGAGGGUGGGCAGGGGGGGAAGGGAGCCUGCGGUAACUCCCUAGGGCAACCAAGUGGGAACUGCGGUCCUCUCUGCAGAGAAGCCCACCAUGUGGCCUCCUGGGGCUUUGGACCCGAAGCGGGAAAGGGGAGAUGCCAGGAGAUCCCAGGCUCUGUAAGUAGAUGCGUUUGGGCCCAGGAGGAAGAAGGGACACCAGGGUGGGAGGGGACGCAAAACGGCAGCUGAGAGGAAGCGCCGAUGGGUGCUUUGUAGUAUCCUCAGGAGUGCGGGGCCAGAGGGAGCAGCGACCUCCAGCCACCUGCCCCAUAGGACGCACUGCACGGAUGGCCCUGUGCCCCCCAGCCCCUCCAGAUCUGACACAGGCGUGGGGCCUGGGGAAGCCCGGGAAGUCUUCCUUUUGGUUCCAAACCUGGCCUUGACAUUCCUUCUUCCUUUUUAUAUUGCUGUCUGGUGGGCUGCCCACCCAGUCCUUGCAAGGCCAAGAGUCUGUUCUCAGGGUGGGAUGGGACCGUCAGCCAGCCUAGUAGGUCAGACCCGGGGGGGAGGAGCCUCCUCCUCCCCAUCACCCCUUCCCACUGGAACCCACAGCCCCAGCCCUCCACCGUCUCAGAUGGAGUCACCAUGUGCCCCUCCUUGGAGCUGGCUAGGGGCCAGGAAGGGGCCACGAGGCUGCCCUGGGCCCAAGAGGGACGUUAAGGCCAGUUGUGUGUUGUCUCAUUCGUUAGUUGCCUCGUGGGGGAGGGGGACGUAUUUGUUAGAAUAGAUUCCAAGCUGCUGUAAUUGAGACCCCAAAAUACAGUGGUUUAAGCAGACAGAAACUUGUUUCUAACUUAGCUGUCUCGAGGGAGGUGGUCUGGAUCUGGUAGAGCAGCUCUGCUUUCCUUCAUCAUACCUUCCAAUUCUGGGUGGAGUGGUUGCUCGAGCUCCCACCAUCACAUGUGCACCCAUGUCUGGGGGAAGGAGAAAUAGGCAUGGGAAGUGCACACCCUUUCUGUUAAGAGCAUGAGCCAGAGAUGGCACAGUCACUUCUGAGGGCAUCUCACUGGCCAGGACUUAAGUCACAUGGCCGCAAGUAGCUGCAAGGGAAGUGGGAAAAGUAGUUUUCAGCUGGGCUGCCCCGUUCAUUUAUUCAAGGAAGGAGGAGAGGAUGGAUAUGGGGACAAGGAGCAUCUCUGGCACGGGGGGAGGAGGGGAGAGGGUAGAAAUGACUUGCAUUUGUAGAUGCUGCCUGCAUGUUCAGAGCUUCUGAAACAGCCUGCCUCUGCCCCCCUCACUGCCUGUCUAGGGCUGGGGUGCAGUGAGAGCCUGCAGUUGUGGGCAGGGAGAGAUGCCUCUCAGAUGUUUACCCAGUGAUGCCGGGAUGCAGAGCUUGCCCGUGGAAUGGUACAUGUUCGUGCGUGCGUGUGUAUUUAUGGGCAUGGGUGCAUGCUUGGUGUGUACUUGUAUGUGUCUGUGUCGGUGUGUCCCUGUACAUAUAUGCUUGUGUGUGGAUGUGGGAGCAGGGUCCAGGCCUCCCCUUCCCGGGACCUAGAGCCUGUGGCCACGCCUCCUGCAAUUCCCCAAAAUGACUGAGGCAGGAAGCAACUUUGGGAGCCCAGAAAGCCAGACUAAAGGGGAUGUGGGGUCCAUCUGUCUGUCUUUCAGUCCAAGGAAUGAGAAUCCUCCCGACCUGAGGGCUGUACAGCUGAGAGCCCACGACCUCCUGGCCCCUUCCCUCCACCCCAGCCCCUCCAGUUGCCAGCUGGGACUUUCUCAGUGUGUCUUCUUGGGGGUUUCCUGAUGGGCCGGGAGAGGAGGGCAUCUCCUUUGCCACAGCUCCAUCUGGAGAGGUGCCCUGCACGGCUAUGGUCUGGGGAGCUGCCCGCAGAGCAGCCUCACGCGGGCGGGCAUGAAGCAGGCUGGGAGGGCUCUAUUGCCCCCACUCCCCCUCCUGUCAAGGAGGGGUCCCAAGGGGACCCCUCCCUUGAAGUGACAGCAGUCCCCCUCUCUCUGGCCCCUCUUGGGGCUGAGAAAUGGCUCAAGAGGUCAGGGUGUCCCUGUAGCUCCGGAUCACCCAGACCAGGGCUUGCCCUCCCAGCCAGCUCGGCUCACCCCCUGGGUGGGCGCCUCUGGGGGCUUCUGACUUGUGCCUGAGCCCCAGCUCAGGACCUCCCUCCUUAACAGGGUCCUCACCCCAUGUCCCUGGCGCCCUCUGCUGCUGCAGGGAUACCCCCUCUCCAGAUUGGCAGGGGUCCCUGGCCUCCAGUUCACCAGCUCAGGGGUAGAGGAAGGAAGAGGGGAGGAGCUCAGACCUGCCAGGCCCCACCUUCCCUCCAGACCCAGGAGGACUGGGCACGUCCAUGGUCACUGUGAAGUGGAGUCCUGGCCGUGGAGUGGAGCGUACAGCUGUCAGCGGGGUGGGGGACCAAGGCAUGGGGUUGAAGAGUUUCACUUAUAGUCACAUCAUACACUGGGAAUUUCAGGGGCAGGGGAGCCCUGGGCCACUUCCCCAAUAUGAAGGGAAACCAAACUGUGAAUGUGAGCGCCAGUGCACUGCUGGCCCUGUCGCCGUAGCCAGCUUUCCUUCCCUGGGAACCACCGGCCCUAUGGCCUCCAGACUCAAGGAGGCCCAGCACACCCUCAGGUCAUGUUGGUUCCCAUGGGCAGGUGUGGAAGAACUUUGGGGGCAAAGGUGACAGUCGGGGUGGGGAGAUGGGACUUGCUCAAGCAGCAGGCAGGGCCCUGGGAAAUGUGUAAUUUAAGGACACCAAUAAUAAUAAUAUUAUUUUUUUUGUAAGGGAAAAUCAAUAUGUACAUUCUGAAAUCAUUUUCUCUGUAAAUGGUUGGAUUUCAUUUCACCCUUAAAGGGAUGCUUAAAGGAGAAGAUAAUAUUAAUAAUAAAAACAGCUAC
This is a messenger RNA of Hippopotamus amphibius kiboko, 16923 nucleotides long. RefSeq names its product beta-1,4-mannosyl-glycoprotein 4-beta-N-acetylglucosaminyltransferase (gene MGAT3). The coding region runs from base 12149 to 13750 and encodes 533 amino acids. The transcript has 7 exons. NCBI's taxonomy places the organism in Eukaryota, Metazoa, Chordata, Mammalia, Artiodactyla, Hippopotamidae. The record is from RefSeq and is a predicted model, not a curated record. Gene Ontology annotation, cellular component: membrane. Gene Ontology annotation, biological process: N-acetylglucosamine metabolic process; protein N-linked glycosylation. Gene Ontology annotation, molecular function: beta-1,4-mannosylglycoprotein 4-beta-N-acetylglucosaminyltransferase activity.